AACACCAGAAAUUACAACUACUCACUGCGUAUCUAUUGGUUGGGUGCAUUUCGACUGUGCAUAUGGACGAUUACGAAAGUCGACGGCAUCGACGCCGAUCCGAGUCUCACUCGAAACAUCCUCAACACCACAGUCUAUAUGCCGCUAGAUCUGAAACCCGUUCACGCUCACGCUCACCUCUGUCCUCCGGGCAUCGGCACCAUGAAAGCCGUAAAUAUAGACAUGGCGACUUAAGGGAAUCGAAUCAUCGUUCGGAUUCACCAAGGGUCAGACGGCAUGGUAGAGAGCGAUCCGCGGGACGGGAAGAGAGAAGACAUAGGAGGAAGGAAAAGGAAAGAAAACACUUGGGCGUCGCACCGGUAGCUGCUCUACCUUUUGAAUCCCGACCGUUACACAAAUCGGACUUUAAAGAAUAUAAACCACUUUUUGCGCUCUACUUGGAUAUUCAGAAGCAGUUGUUUCUGGAUGAUUUAGCAGAAGACGAGGUAAAGGGCCGGUGGAAGAGCUUCGUGGGACGAUGGAACCGCGGAGAACUAGCGGAGGGUUGGUAUGAUCCGGCAAUGAAGAAAAAGGCAUCGCAGCAGUCAUAUACAGAAGAUGUUUCUGGCGCGCAAGAGUAUUCCCGCGCAGCCAGGUCUAGGUAUUCGCCGACGCGAGAUCAUCACGACGAUUCACGCCAAGCCGGUGAUGAAAGCGACGAGGACGAAGUUGGGCCUGACUUGCCAUCACAACAGUACGGCACUGGUAGUGGUAGACGGCCAGGGCCAGCAAUACCAAAAAUGCAGGAUCUCGAAUUGCAGCGAGAAUUGAUCCAAGAAGAUGAAGAAGCUCGCCGGGAAGAUAUGCGCCAUGCGCGGAAGAUGGACAGAAAGCAGCAAAAGGAACACUUAGAGGACUUGGUACCUCGCGCGGAGCCUGGGACACGAGAACGGCAACUGGAGAAGAAAAAGGAGCUCAAUGAAAAGAUGAAGGCAUAUCGCGACAAAUCGCCCGUUGAAGAGGUCAACGAGCGUGAUCUCAUGGGCGACGAUAGCCUUGAAGCAUAUAGGGCACAGAAAAAAGAGGUGGAGAAGAAAAAGAAUGAGCGCGAGCUGCGACGUGAGGAAAUGCUGCGGGCCCGGGCAGAGGAACGCGAGGAACGACUCCAAGAACAUCGGGCAAAAGAAGAUAAGACGAUGGCGAUGCUGAAGGCGCUGGCGAAACAAAAUUUUGGGUAACCGUACUUGAGAUGAGAAUAGGUAUGAUUACAUCUGCAUGAGCUCUCUCUAGUGAUAUGGUUAUCAGACCUCACUGGCUGGCUCGCCCAUAAUCGAAAACAUGAUACUUUAAAGCUCAUAUACUACCCCUCAUCAUCAAGGUGGCACGAUUUUCAUCCCCUGUCAACAAAUUGAAUUUGAGAGCUCCCGUGGAUCACUCUGCGCAAAACUACCGGGGAAUAUACUAAUCCCAAUCAAGCCGUCCGGAGAAAGUAAGGCCAUAAAUUUCAAAAAGCAAUCAAAAAGCAAAUUAAUACC
Xylona heveae TC161 is the source of this 1514-nucleotide messenger RNA. RefSeq lists its product as hypothetical. The transcript is spliced from 4 exons. The record is from RefSeq and is a predicted model, not a curated record. The coding region runs from base 63 to 1217 and encodes 384 amino acids. Lineage: Eukaryota; Fungi; Ascomycota; Xylonomycetes; Xylonales; Xylonaceae.